Messenger RNA from Chondrus crispus (carragheen), 159 nucleotides. RefSeq lists its product as hypothetical. The transcript has a single exon. NCBI's taxonomy places the organism in Eukaryota, Rhodophyta, Florideophyceae, Gigartinales, Gigartinaceae. The record is from RefSeq and is a predicted model, not a curated record. The coding region runs from base 1 to 159 and encodes 52 amino acids.
AUGACCGCCUCUGUGAAGAGGAGGUGUUCGUACCGAACUUCCAUCCCAUCGGCUCGCCCUCAACAUCUUUCCCGCUUGUACUCUCCCGAAAAUCCUGUGUGUCACUGUGACGAUAUUCCCACGACCCCAGACACUACUCUAGUAGCACGAGAAAUAUAG